AUGUUGGGUGUAGGAGGGGAUCCAGUGACUUGGGAGCAAUUCAAGGAGCGCUUUUACACGAAGUACUUCUCUGCUAACUUGAGGUACAAUAAGGAAAGGGAGUUCUUGGAGCUGAAGCAGGGACACAGGUCAGUAAAGGAGUAUGACCAGGAGUAUACGAGGCAGCAAGCUAUCAAGGCAGGUAUGGUGGAGAGAAUGCGACCGGUGUGUAGCUCGUGUGGAAGAUAUCACUGGGGUCGAUGUUUGGCAGGCACCAGAGUUUGUUUUCAUUGCAAGCAGGAGGGACACUCGAUAGAUAGAUGUCUUGCUAGAGGCACUUUUGGUUUUGGGAACCAGUUUAUAGGCUGUGAUCAGAGGAGUUCAGGUAGGCCUCAGCAUCAGCAAGGUCGUGUUUACUCUACCACCUGGCAGGAGGCCGAGAAAGCAGGCACUGUUGUGACAGGUACGCUCCCAAUCUUGGGGCAUUUUGCGCUAGUAUUGUUUGAUUCGGGUUCGUCCCAUUCGUUUAUAUCAUCGAUGUUUGUUAAGCAUGCCAUGUUAGAACUAGAGCCUUUACACUAUGUUUUGUCGGUUUCCACUCCAUCUGGAGAAAUUAUGUUAGCAAAGGAGAAGAUAAAAGCAUGUCAGAUUGAAGUAGCGAGUCAUACCCUGGAUGUGACUUUAGUAGUCUUGGACAUGCGGGAUUUUGAUGUGAUUUUGGUCAUGGAUUGA
Molecule: messenger RNA, 711 nt
Organism: Benincasa hispida (wax gourd)
Lineage: Eukaryota; Viridiplantae; Streptophyta; Magnoliopsida; Cucurbitales; Cucurbitaceae
Source: RefSeq, a predicted model, not a curated record